Carassius auratus (goldfish) is the source of this 932-nucleotide messenger RNA. RefSeq lists its product as uncharacterized. The record is from RefSeq and is a predicted model, not a curated record. Bases 150 to 932 code for a protein of 260 amino acids. The transcript is spliced from 5 exons. NCBI's taxonomy places the organism in Eukaryota, Metazoa, Chordata, Actinopteri, Cypriniformes, Cyprinidae.
UCUUUACCCAUGUUUUAACUUGAAACAAAUGCAGUUAAUGUAGGCGCUAUUGUGAUAAAUGGUUUAAAAUUAAGUGUGCUUGCCUAACUGUACAUUGUUCUUGUUGUUUUACUCUAGACCAAAAAGUUAAUUAUUUUGAAAGUUAAAGCAUGGACUUCAGAAUCGCAUCAGUGAUCCUAAUUCUACACAUUUCAGGCUCUCUAACAUUGGACCAUCUCUCUGUGAGCUGUGAAAAUAUUUGUGCUCUGAGUGAAACCAAUGUGCAGUUGAAGUGCUCUUAUGACGACGCCAACAUCAAAUCUGUGUUCUGGUUCAGCGAGAAACAAAGAACAAACUGGAGAAAAAACAAUGAGCCUGAAGAUUUGACUUUAGACUCCGAUUACUCAGGACGGGUGAAAGAUGAGAUCUCAAGCAGCUAUUCAACGCUCACAAUAUCAGACGUGAGAGAGACAGACUCUGGAGAAUAUCAGCUCAUGUUCAUCAUGAAGGAUGGAGUUAAACAUCUCAGCUCAGCGGCCGUCAGUCUAACAGUCACAGACCUGCAGGUGAGGAUGAAUCCUGAAUCUACAGACCGGAGAGAUCAGAGAAUAGAACUGACCUGUGAGACUUCCUGUGAUUUGACGUCCAGUCCUCAGAAUUACUACUGGAAAAAAAAUGGACGAUAUAAAGAAGAUCUUAGUCAUUUUUCACCCGAAGCUGGCAUUUCUAAGAGUGGCUGCUGGGAUGUGACUUACUCCUCUAGAAGACCUGGUGACUUAAAGGAUCUGCGUGAGGAGCAUCAGUUUUCUGGUCGUGUGGAGUAUGUGGAGAACAAACUGAGAAUCAAAGAGCUCAAGAUCAGUGACUCUGGAGAAUAUCGAUUCAGGAUCAUCACUAACUUAAACCGAUACUCUGGAUCACCUGGAGUCAUUCUUACUGUGACAGGUAACUGA